UCUCUCCUUUUCUUUUCAUCUCUGUGCUCGGUACAGCAGUGUAGCAGUCGUGUGGUAUUCUGCAGUAUUCAGAAGUAUUUAACAGUAUUCUACAGUCGUCUGGAUUCUGGUGUUCUCAGGACAGGUGUUACAGCUGCUCUCUGUAAGUGUGUGUGGGAUGUCGUGUCAGGGCUAGAGCCCUUCCCUCUCCCAUGAGCCUGUGUGCCCACACACACACACGGCGCCCCCACACACACACACGGCGCCCCCACAAACACACAGACACACGGCGCUGACGUUGUGAAGUGGACCCUCGGAAACAGACCGGAGCAGAACCGGAUCAAACCAGCCUGUGGGCCGGCGGGGCGGAACCUGAGGAUGUCAACAGAGGCGGAACUACAGCCAGCUGUCAGGCCCAGUGUCAGGAGAGACUCCAGGAGGAAAGGGCAGGAUCGUAGCGAGGCCGGGUUGAUCAGGCGGUUUAAGGGGGAUGGCGUUCGCUACAAGGCUAAACUCAUCGGUCUGGACGAAGUCACGGCCGCAAGGGGAGACAAACUCUGUCAAGACUCCAUGAUGAAGCUCAAGGGCAUAGCAGCAGCAGGGCGGUCUAAAGGAGACCACAAACAGAAGGUGUUUCUAACUGUCUCCUUUGGAGGGAUCAAGAUCUUUGAUGAGAAGUUUGGGGUCCUCCAGCACCACCAUGCGGUCCAUGAGAUCUCUUACAUCGCUAAGGACAUCACAGACCACCGAGCCUUUGGUUAUGUCUGUGGGAAAGAGGGCAACCACCGCUUCGUAGCCAUCAAGACAGCACAGUCUGCAGAACCAGUGAUCCUGGACCUCCGGGACCUGUUCCAGCUCAUCUAUGACAUCAAACAGAGGGAGGAGAUGGAGAAGAAAGCCCAGAAAGACAAACAGUGUGAACAGGCUGUGUACCAGACUAUUCUGGAAGAAGAUUUGGAGGAUCCGGUCUACCAGUACAUUGUGUUUGAGGCGGGACACGAGCCCAUCCGUGACCAAUCAGAAGAGAGCAUUUAUCAGGUUCCGACCAGUCAACAGAAGGAGGGGGUAUAUGACGUCCCCAAGAGACACCCAAAUGCUCAAAAUGGUCACCAACAACAACAACAACAGCCACAACAGCCACAACAACAGUCUCUGAUAGAUCUCAUGGAUAUGGACAGUGUAUGGACUCCACAGAAUAUCAACCAAUUAGAGCUCUUUGGAGACAUCUCCACACUCCCGGACAUCUACUCCCCCUCGACCCCUGCCUCUCCAGCCAACACCCUGGACCCCUCUCUGGGCCUGCAGCCCACAACCGAACUCUUCACCCCCUUCAACCCUGCCUCCGUACCCUCAGGUUAUGUGACGAUGGGAGCGGUACCUCCAGGUCAUGUGUGGUCCCAGCAGGCGUUUGCAGCCCAGGCAGGUCCUCUGUUCGGGGUCCCGUCCCCCCUGGGUCAGUCCCUCCCUGUGGCCCAGGUCCUGCCUGGAGGCCAGCCUCUCAUCUGGGGCCAGGCCAACCUCUUCCCUGCUACACAGCAGCAGUGGGCCGCCAUGACUGGAGCAGGGUUCCCUGCUACAGCCUACCUCCCAACCCAGCCAGGGUCUCUGCCUGCCAUGUUCCUCCCAGUCAAUCAACCCUGCGACGGCCUAUCAUCUGCCGGCGCUGCCUCGAACCCCGCCCCCUCAUCAGCCUCCAGUCCACAGCAUGCAGAGAGGCAGCGGCAGAAGAUGAGCAAGGAGAUGUUUAAGGACUUCCAGCUAGCGAAGCCCCCUGCCAUGCCUGCUAAGAUGGGGGACCAGCACCAAAGUCUAGCAGGGACCUCAGAGGCCUUCAGUUCCUAUUUCAGCCGCGUGGGGACCGUCACCGAUACAGACGACUGUGACGACUUCGACAUCUCUCAGCUCAACCUCACUCCUGUCACCUCUACCACGCCCUCCACUAACUCACCUCCGACCCCGGCCCCCAGACAGAGUUCUCCAUCUAAAUCGUCGCUGUCACACGUUAGUGACCACAUUGACCACAUCAGUGACCCUCCCACAGAUGCCACCGACCCCCCCACAGAUGACUCGUUCGGCGAGGUGGAGGUCCCCAGUCGCAGUGGAGAGGAGGAUGCGGGGAAGGAUCUCUGUCUGCAGGGAAAGGAUCCUCUCUACGCCCAGGUCAACAAAGGGAAGAAAUAAAGAGACACACUGAACACUGGACACUGGACUGACCAACCAACGCUGACCAACCAACCCGAUGUGUGUGUGUGUGUUACUCCUCUCAAGCAGCAGCCUGGCCACCCCUCUAACAAAGGAUAGAACGCUCCAUCUACUCCCUCUACUCUCUUUUCAUUCAUUCAUCUCGCCGUCUCUCUCUCUCUCUCCCUCCAUCAAACGUUGCUAGAGACUAUGCUGCCAAAAGGGGACUGGGCCAAGUGUUGUCUCCCUUCCUAACUCACACAGUGUUACCAGACAUGGACCAAAUGAGUGUCUGUAGCGAGUGGAUCCUGUGGGACGAGGCCGGAAUGGUAUGCUGGGAUCCUUAUUUUUGAUUAGCCAGUUUAUUGGGAUCUUGGCAUCUGAUUGGCUGUUUGGGUGUUUCACCUUCAUGUGAGCGUCUGCUGGAUGACUAUGCAGAAACAGACUCUCUGGGAGCUACUCACACACACACACACACACACCGACACAGUGUUUUGCCAAAUGUCUCUUCUCAGACAGAUUCAGAGGGAAGGCUUCAGAGGGAAUGGACUCAGCGGGGCAUGGAUGUUGCCAGCCUAACGGGCACCGCCUGGCAUGGACGAACAUUGCCUGCCAAAUUACCAGGCACCUCCGCCUUCGGAUGGAUGUUGCCAAACGAACUGAUUCUGUGAUUGAACUGCUCAUUCUCUAUAAUAGCUUUUGUACAAUAUCGAUUAAAACAGACAAGGGGAAAUUGAGUUUUUAUUUUAUAAAUCCAUCAAGACGCUCUACUGUCAGCUCUACUGGAGUUGCACAUUCACAUGGCUUUAAGAGACCUGAUCGUUGGUUUGCCAAACUCAUUUUGUAAAUAAUAAUAAUAACAACAACAACAAUGAUCAUUCUGUCCGCAGGACUUCUGUGCCAUAAAAUAGGCAGGCUUCAGUUAGGCUACCAGAAGGUAUCAAGCAAUACCAACAUCUCCUCUGUCUGUCUGUCUGUCUGUCUGUCCGUCCAGGUUUCGGUUGCUCUCUCAACCCCUGACGUUGUUUGGUCUAUGAUCCUAUAAGUGUCUUUCCCUAACUCAGACCUCGUCUACACUGCAGUCCUUUGUUGAUCAAUAUCCAUGUGCCCUGUAACCUCGUACAGUCAUACCAUCCUCCUGUCUGUGCGUCAUAUAAUCUCUCCGUCUGAGUGACGGGAGCAUUACCCAUCAUCACAACCACACCGGACACUCCCUACAGCAGUAUGUCUGUCAUCAGCCCCUAGCCCUGCUCGGCUGUCUGCCUCCAUGUCUGUCUGUCUGCCGGUCUAUCCGUCCGUCUGUCUCUGCUAGUACUACAUCAACUGUGAUGCCAAUGACUCCCUAUUUUAUGGCCAGAAUCUCUGUGUAAUUAGACUUCUCUGGACUGACAACUGAUUAAUAACGACGUUUGGACAAUAGAAGAAGAAGAUGAGGAAGUGGACUAAAAAGGGAAAAAUGCUGUUUGAUUACGUAACAUUUCUAGACAUAUUUUAACCUUACCUCAGAUAGCGGUUUCUUAAUGUAAAUUGACACAUUAUUUUUUAUCUUUAUGAAUACAUCAGCAUUCUACAGUGGAUUUUUAGAGGACUUUUAUUUUCUGUUGAUUUACAUCUCCACCAUGUAUUACAGUUCCUAUUAAACACAUCCCAAUGA
Oncorhynchus tshawytscha (Chinook salmon) is the source of this 3814-nucleotide messenger RNA. It is a transcript of the gene dab1a, whose product is annotated as DAB adaptor protein 1a. The record is from RefSeq and is a predicted model, not a curated record. Gene Ontology annotation, biological process: lateral motor column neuron migration; ventral spinal cord development. NCBI's taxonomy places the organism in Eukaryota, Metazoa, Chordata, Actinopteri, Salmoniformes, Salmonidae.